CCCUCACUGUCCCAGUGUGUCUGUCCCAUUAACCCUCCCUCACUGUCCCAGUGUAUCUGUCCCUUUAAAUCUCCUCCACGAUGCGGUAGAGUGAGAAAGGAAGCAGGAAGUAGUUUUUUAAGCUCCAUUAUGGCUACAGAUUAUCAGUUGCAAGGAGUAGGAAAAGAACGUUACAACAUGAAUGUGCGGGGAAUAAUUCUGCUUUUGUUAUUAGACUCCUGCCUGCAGCCUGUUCGCGGUUACUUGAGUUCACCUCACGCUGGCCAUGACCCCUCGUAUGGAAGGGACGCUCAGCAGACUCAAGUCCUCUCCACCUCGGCCCCUCCGGCUCCUGCCAGCAGUGGCGAGACCCCAUUAGGUGGCAGUGGACAGGUAAGAGGGACAGACACACCUGCUGACGUCUCCAGCUGUCCGAGUGGAGGGCUGUGUACUAAGCUGCCUGCUGAAUGCAUCACAUGUAAGACCCACACUAACUGCACCUACGGCAGAGAGGCGACCUUCCAGUGCACGGUCAAGCCUGGCGUCCACUGCACGGGGGGGUCCCGACAGCAGCUGACCACCUUCUCCUUGAACAUGACGUGUCGGUUCUGCUGGCAGCUGCCCGCCUCCCUGUACAAGUGCACCAACUCCACCAGCUGCAUGACCGUCGCGUGUCCCCGGAGACGGUACAACGCCACCUGCGCCGUGCUGGAUCACGUGCACUGCUUGGGGGCACGUACUUUUCCUAAAAGAUUAUACUGCAACUGGACAGGAGGCUACAGGUGGUCUACAGCCCUGGCUCUCAGCGUAACCCUGGGAGGCUUUGGCGCAGAUCGUUUCUACCUGGGCCAGUGGCGCGAGGGCCUGGGGAAGCUCUUCAGUUUCGGAGGUCUGGGCAUCUGGACCUUGAUCGAUGUGCUUCUCAUUGGCCUGGGCUACAUAGGCCCAGCUGAUGGCUCCUUGUACAUCUGAGCUGCCGGCCCACAGGAGCAGCGCCUGACUUUUGAAAUCAUGUCCCAGUCUGCUAGUCCUUUAUGUCAUAUAGGCCUUGAGUAGGAGCUGGACCCCGCCAGACCACUUUCGCGGACCCCCCCCCACCUCAAAGGCUUUUUGUGGUUUUCUGCAAUAGCAACAGGCACAUCCUUUCUGUCUCACUUUAGGGGUGAGUGAAAGGAGCUGAUGAAAGCAGUCGGAGAUGAAAGACAAGUGGCCUGCAGAUCGUGCCAUUAUGAGCUGUUGUUUCAGUGUGCUGUUGUGUAAGGUGAAAAUGUUCUUAUGGGUAAAAGCGAGAGAUUUAAUUGGUUUCACUUUGGAGUAUAGACUGUGAGACGUUUGAUACGGGAAGCUCUGUAUGAUAUAAUGUGUCCAUGUUGGUGGACCAUCUCUCCCCUUCAUCUGUUCUAAACAUCUCGGACGUGACAUAGCUGUAAGACCAGAAGUACUGUUAAAACACUGUUCAAGCUGUGCUUGGAUGCUUUUGUGCUUUGAAUUGGGAAAUGUUUGGAAAAUGUCCCGCAAGACCCCCUUUCUUGGGGAAGUAAAUAUCUUGUUCUGUCAUGGAAAGGAGUGUAAAAGGGAUUUAAUUUCAGUUUUGCAACCCCAGGCAAUGUGAAAACUUUUCUGGAAGCGAGAUGGAAUUACCCCUUGAAUGUGGAUUGAUGUUUUCUAUCCUUGGAUUUUUGUAAAGCAAGAUAACACAUGGUAUUUGCUUCUUUUUUCACUGCAUCAUUCUGGAUUUAUUCCCGUGAUAGUCCUUUUGGUACAAUGCUUGCUUAGCUUUUGCCAACGGUGUGGAGGCUGUGAACUGUGGCUUCCUGCUGAAACACCCUCAGUAAGAGAAAAUAAUGACUAUGCAUUGUGGAAUGUCUCGGUCCAGAUUAUUAGGGCCUUUCAAGGCAAAAAUUGAUAAACCACAUAAAUUGAUAACAUGGACGAAUUGAUGAGAUGACAAUGGCAGCCAUUGUCUGGUUUGUAUUUUUUUAAAGAUGUGUAAAUAUAUGAAGACAGUACUGGACAAUGUCUUCUGAAGUAAAACAUGUCUGGGUUUAUGAUGUAAAAUGUUAUUUAAAACUAAUUUGUAUUAUAAUGACUGUAUACAUGUAAAACCUAUAUGACAACAAAAUAUGCAUUUGAAAGAAUAAUAUCACAGAAUAAUCUGGUGGCAAAUUACUAGUGACUGCAUAGUGCUUUUGAGAGUAUUAAAAAUAACAUAGCCCAAGGUAAGAAACUGUGUUACUGCAUAAAAUCUGCACAGCUUGUGAUCUUUUGCUCUUGUAUAUAAAUUAAGAAUAGACAAGUAUUUUUGUUUAUGCUGUAAAUGGCCAACAUAUAAGAGCUUGUUCCUGCAGCACUUCCAGGAGAGGAGAGAAAAAGAGAGAACAUGGUUUUCCAGGAUGUGCUUUCCCUUGUGGGCUCUGCUCUGUUUGCACUGAGCAUCAGACAUUUGGCGAUAGUUAAACUAUCAUUUACUUUUUCCUUUUGUGUUAAGUAUCUCAAAAUAAUUGCAAAAACAAAGAAGACUUGUUCCACUGGU
Messenger RNA from Lepisosteus oculatus (spotted gar), 2512 nucleotides. RefSeq names its product TM2 domain containing 3 (gene tm2d3). The record is from RefSeq and is a predicted model, not a curated record. NCBI's taxonomy places the organism in Eukaryota, Metazoa, Chordata, Actinopteri, Semionotiformes, Lepisosteidae.